This is a messenger RNA of Rhinichthys klamathensis goyatoka, 1114 nucleotides long. RefSeq lists its product as uncharacterized. NCBI's taxonomy places the organism in Eukaryota, Metazoa, Chordata, Actinopteri, Cypriniformes, Leuciscidae. Bases 1 to 465 code for a protein of 154 amino acids. The record is from RefSeq and is a predicted model, not a curated record. The transcript has 10 exons.
AUGCUGACCAGGAACAUUCUCAUCCUCUGCUCAUUGGUGCUGGUACUGGUUGAAGCGGACCUUGAAGCAGCUGAAGGGGGGUCCCAAGCCAUGUUUGCCACAGAUCAUGAUUCAACCUCAGAUGAAGCUCCAACUGAAAGCAUGAACCUGGUCUCACCCGACCUGCCCAACGAUGAGCUUCUGUAUUACAACGGAGCAACUGCAGAUGCAAGCAGCACCAGUGCUGAGGCGGGAAACAGCGCACCUCAAGUAAAUGACGUGCCCAAAGCUGAUGCACCUAAAUCCAGUAUGGAAGAAAAUGAUGAAGAGGAAGGCCCGGACUCAGAUGAGGCAGCGGUGGCGGCUGUCAAACCCGCUCCAGUCCCAGUCCAGCAGCGCGCCACCAAAUCCCAUAAUGCAUCAGCACGCAAGCGGAGCAAGCCCGUCUCCGCCUCAAAAAAGAGAUCAAGAAACCUGCGUCCCUGAGACGUGAACUGUGAGAGAAACAGGGCAGAGCUGCAAUGACAAGGCAGUGACAGAAGAAGGGAAAUAAUAACUAUACUGUUUAUGUUUUCAGUGGCAUUUUUUGUUUUGAGAAUCUUGAAUUAGACUUUAUCCUCUGUGACGUCCUGUGUGUGUGUGUGUGUGUGUGUGUGCAGCCUCAUGGGAGUUUUCCUGUGAGGUCUCUGUUAAUGUGAGCUACAGUUGUGCUUGCCAAAUAUUCUUCAGACUUUACCCAGAGGCAAGGCUGACCUGGACACUUUACAGGAUUGAUUUCGUUUUAGAUCAGACUAUGAUAUUGUUAUAGUAUGGACAUUUAUAGAUGGCUCUUUUUUGCUUGAUUAAUUAUAGGAUAGAUUUGAAUCUAAAAGUCUCAGAGUUGAUGAGAAACUGGUGCUGGCAUCCUCAGAUGUGCCGUGACUCUAGCCUUCGCUCUCCUCACAAUGACAGUGUUUCAAUCAAAAGUGUUUCUCUCUUUGUUUUCAGUUACUUUUUUUUAUACACAAAGUAUUUAACAUUGUUGAAUUUACAAAUAUUACAAUCAAUAACAUGUGAUUCUGAAACAUUUCUUUCUUUUUAUUGUACCCCUAAAUAAAAGCAAUGAAUAUGCUAAAUAGAAAUACAGUGUCUCUUC